Molecule: messenger RNA, 804 nt
Organism: Penicillium taxi
Lineage: Eukaryota; Fungi; Ascomycota; Eurotiomycetes; Eurotiales; Aspergillaceae
Product: C2H2-type zinc finger protein
Exons: 1
Coding region: 1-804 (267 amino acids)
Biological process (GO): regulation of transcription by RNA polymerase II
Molecular function (GO): DNA-binding transcription factor activity, RNA polymerase II-specific; RNA polymerase II cis-regulatory region sequence-specific DNA binding
Source: RefSeq, a predicted model, not a curated record
AUGACCACCAGCCGGACAAACAUAGUAUCCAUCUUGAAUGAUGACGAUCACCCAUCAUUUGCUGUUCGUUCGAACCAAAGAAUAAGUCGGACUGUUUUCUCGGGACAGGCAGAACUGCACUCUUCUUUGCAAUCACAAUACAUCCGCCCCUCAAUAUCGACAGCGUCAGAGUCACCUACUGCAUCACCGCGAGUUACCCGCAACCCUUUCGAUCCAGUACCGGAGGCGGUUCACUCUACUUCACCUGGCUCAUCAGAAGGUUCCACCUAUGACUAUAUCAUGAGUCAACCAUCUGCUUCUGCUUAUCACCCAUACGCCCGACAUGACCUGCGACGGGAUCCCUUUCGAUACUCGUCAAGAGGGCCACCGGCACCGCAGACACCGCCCGAGAUGGAUCCAAUCACGACAGAUAUGAAGUCUAAUCAGGCAGCUCGGGGAUUGGGACGAAAGAACAAGUAUCCUUGCCCGUAUUCUGCGAGCCAUGGGUGCACGGCUACCUUCACCACCUCUGGCCAUGCAGCUCGCCACGGCAAGAAACACACUGGCGAGAAGAGUGUACAUUGUCCCAUCUGCAAUAAGGCCUUCACUCGAAAGGAUAACAUGAAGCAACACAUCCGUACUCACCGCACUCACUCCGACGAAAUUCGGUCGACGUCUGUAUCCGAGCCGGAAGCUGAGUCGAGGUGGACAGUGGCUCGACCUGAUUCGGGGUAUGCACUUGCAACAAACGAACGACCGAUGAAGUAUACCGUGGAUGCAAGCACUCAGUCUUCUCCUCGCGCAGGGUCAUCUCGCCCCUCCUGA